UCGGCUAGGCGGCACUUCCUCGCCACGCAGCUCCGUCCCGGUAGUCCGGUGUUCUCGGUCAGUCAGUCGGUCGGUCGCUCGGUCGGUCGGGCUCCCCGCGCCGGUGUAUGAUCGUCGGCCUGCUCCGCAGCUCGCGUGAGAAAGUCUCGAGCGCCGUCCGUGGGAUCGCGCUCGCCAUGAAGCCGCAGGUGGUGUUCGUGCUGGGCGGCCCGGGCGCGGGCAAAGGCACCCAGUGCGCGCGGAUAGUGCAGAAUUACAGCUUCACCCACCUGUCCGCCGGGGACCUGCUGAGAGAGGAGCGCAACCGCAAGGGCUCCGAGUUCGGCCAGCUCAUCGACAGCUUCAUCAAAGAGGGCAAGAUCGUUCCCGUGGAGAUCACCAUCAAACUGCUCAGGAAGGCCAUGGAGGAGACCAUGAAGGCCGAUGAGAAGAAAUUCCGCUUCCUUAUCGACGGCUUCCCUCGAAACCAGGACAACCUGCAAGGCUGGACGACGGUCAUGGACGGCAAAGCAGACGUCAAAUUUGUCCUGUUCUUCGACUGCAGUAACGAAGUUUGCAUCGACAGGUGUUUGGAGCGAGGGAAAAGCAGCGGCCGCACAGACGACAACAGAGAGAGUCUGGAGAAAAGGAUCCAGACGUACCUGCAGUCCACUCGGCCCAUCAUAGAGCAGUACGAGAAGCAGGGUAAAGUCCGCACCAUUGACGCCUCGCGCUGCGUAGACGAGGUCUUUGCUGACGUGAAGAAAAUCCUCGACAAAGAGGGCUAGAGCUCCUGAACUCUCCACUGCCAUCAGCGCUAAAUGUUCUUUUUAUCGAUGUCAGCAACACUAUGCUUCGUUUAUUUACGUUUAUCUUUUUACUCAUUUAAAUGUAUUUUUUUCUCGUUUGUGUGAAUGCGCGUGUGUGUGUUUGAGUGGCGUAUGGGUGUGUGUGCGAGUGAGAAAGCAGGACAUUGUCACUCCGCAUCCAUUCUUUGCGUAAUGAUAUGCUGGAGAGGAACAAUACCGGUGGGAAUGGAGCAGUAGUCCUGUUAGAAGGCAGUUUUCUUUGGGAAUGGUAUACAGCAGCUGCUCGUUUAGUUUUUAUAAUCUUAUGGUGAUCAAACAGGGACAUGUAGAACCAGGAAUAUGUCAUUUGAAGGAGGGCAUACCGUUAUUAUUAUUAUUAUUGUUAUUAUUAUUAUUAUUAACCAUGUCAAAUGGCCAGGGCAGCAAUCUGAGGGGGCCAAGCACUGACUGUAGAAAGCUUCUGCACCCGAAUGGUGACCAUACAGUCUCCAUGAACUGUUACAUCGCUGCAGCUGUAGAAGUGUAGUCCACCGGUUGUGCGAUUUCAUAUUUUCUUGCUUUGACACACCAGAAUUGGUCCAAAAAGGACUUUUUCAAUAGCAAAACACAAAAUCGUGAAUUUGGGCUGCACGGCUAGAGCUGGGAACACAUUGGGAAACGCCGCAAGUUUGCAACCUGUUGUCAUUUUUAACUUAAGUCGAGUAAAAACAGGCAACUGAUAUGAUAGCCAUAUGUAGGACCUCUUGUUUUAAUGGUAUCUAAAUGCCUCUGGUCCAUGUUAAGUUCCAGCCAUAUCUCCACCCAUACGGCAAGCUUUAAGAUGAGUAGUAUGGGGGCUUAUGGGUUACCAGUGUGAACAUCUGUGGGAUCAUCUAUGAGUUCUCCUUGUAACGUUGGGUCAGAGAUGCUGUGGUCGGUGUCCACACAGCAGUACAAAGCACUCUAAUAGCUACAUAAUGGAAUAUCAGUGUCACCCACUCUGAAGAAAUAAACGUCCAUUUGAAAAAAUACAAUGAAAA
Messenger RNA from Pygocentrus nattereri (red-bellied piranha), 1807 nucleotides. It is a transcript of the gene cmpk1, whose product is annotated as cytidylate kinase. The coding region runs from base 108 to 767 and encodes 219 amino acids. The transcript has 6 exons. Gene Ontology annotation, biological process: UDP biosynthetic process; 'de novo' pyrimidine nucleobase biosynthetic process; CDP biosynthetic process. NCBI's taxonomy places the organism in Eukaryota, Metazoa, Chordata, Actinopteri, Characiformes, Serrasalmidae. The record is from RefSeq and is a predicted model, not a curated record. Gene Ontology annotation, cellular component: cytoplasm; nucleus. Gene Ontology annotation, molecular function: UMP kinase activity; ATP binding.